Messenger RNA from Actinia tenebrosa (Australian red waratah sea anemone), 2258 nucleotides. Its product is annotated as major facilitator superfamily domain-containing protein 12. Gene Ontology annotation, cellular component: plasma membrane. The record is from RefSeq and is a predicted model, not a curated record. Gene Ontology annotation, biological process: carbohydrate transport. Gene Ontology annotation, molecular function: symporter activity. NCBI's taxonomy places the organism in Eukaryota, Metazoa, Cnidaria, Anthozoa, Actiniaria, Actiniidae.
GCCCCAAAACAAUUCAACAACUGGGCUGUUCGAAGUCAGGGCUGAUCUUAGGAAGCUUAAUUAGCAAGAUUGGGCUUAGCUAUAACUCACAGAUGCCGGAAUUCAGUGGAAUUUUGCAGAGGUAGGAAAUCGGAAAAUUCAGAGACGAAAAUACUCUUUGAUCCAGUCAAGGGAGAGACCUAACAAACUCCCCAAACUCUGCUUCACGUGUGAUGCAAAAUACGCGCCUACAGUUUCAAACCUGAGACCUAGUAAGAGGCGAGUGCACAAAUGUUAUAUGCCACGAACGUAAAGAGAUUUAACCUUUGUACCCAAAAAGCUCCUUCGCCUCGAUCUGCGCAUGUGAUCACCUUACAGUAAACAAASCCAAGUCUUUGAACAAAGAAUAACGCGUUUACUAAAAUGGCAAGCAUUGGUACGCCUUUAAAAGAGCUUAACGCUCUAAGCUGGAGGACGCGAAUAUGCUAUAGCUUCGGACACAUUCUCAACGAUUUAUGUGCUGCAACUUGGUUCACUUACUUAUUGAUUUACAUGAAGAAUAUAGUACAAUUUUCGAGUGCUGCUGCUGGGACUCUGCUACUACUAGGUCAAAUAUUCGACGCAGUGUUCACACCGUUUGUCGCCUUUGAGAUGGAUAAAACUCGAAACUGGAAAUAUGGUUCUAGAAAGAACUGGCACCUWGCUGGAAGUGUCGUCUUGGCCAGUGCGUUYCCUUUCGUAUUCAACUUGUGCAUUCGUUGUGGGAAUGCUGAGCACUGGGCAAUGUUUUUCUACUAUGUACCGUUUAUAUUUCUGCUCCAGUUAGGCUGGGGUUGUGCGCAGAUUUCACAUCUGUCUCUGAUUCCCGAGCUUGCAGAUUCUCUGCAUGAUAAAUGUGAACUGAAUGCUGGACGGUACGCUGCUACAGUAGCUUCCAAUAUUUUCGUAUUCAUCAUCACUUGGAUCAUGUUAGACUCAGGAAAAGAAGCCUCGGAUCCAAACCAGCUUUCAACAUCUGACGCCACGGCUUUUAUGUAUGUGGUGUUCAUAGUUGUCGGGGUUGGACUGUUCUUCGUCACGAUCUUCCACAUCGGUGUCAAGGAACGACCACGUGACGCGUCCCAUGAGUUCGCCACCAAGUCAAGCAGACGGUCUGCUUCCAACUGGGUCAUGUGGUUUAAGGUGCCGCUGUUUUAUCAGACAGCCAUCAUGUACAUGUGUGUACGUCUAAUCGUCAAUAUCACUCAAGUUUACAUUCCAAUGUAUACGCUGGAGACGCUUCAUCUUACCAAGGAUAAAAUAGCUAUCAUGCCGUUGAUUGUGUAUGUCAGUGGAUUCGUGUCCACUUUCUUGUCCAAACCACUCAACAAGUACAUUGGUCGCAAGGGAGUGUUCCUUUGUGGACUAAUAACCAUAUUUGCUGUUUGCAUAUGGAUGUGGUUUCUGCCUCCUCGUAAUGCGCAGGUCUAUGGCGUUAGUGUUUUGAUUGGCGUUGGGGGAUCAACGUUACUCGUUACUGCGUUGACUAUGCUAGCUGACCUCAUAGGAGAAAAUGUGGAAACUGGUGCAUUCGUGUAUGGAGCUAUGAGCUUCAUGGAUAAGAUGUCUAAUGGAAUCGUAGUCCAGAUCAUACAGGCAUUAUACCCUAAAAAGCCCAAUGCAGGCGGUUUCUACUAUAAACAAAUUAUGGUGUUUGUAGCUGGCACUGCUGCUUUAGUAGCACUAAUAACUCUUCUCACAACACUAAGGAAAAAAUCAACGGAUCAUAUUAUACAAGGUUCAGGACAAAAAAGUAUAAGCACAGAUGACGAGAGGCAGUGCCUCCUUCCAUCCUCAUCAGAACACUCUUUAACUACAAGUCUAGGUUAUUCUUGGUCUCUACUUCAUCUGAAGGGUCCUCUGACACCUUAUGAACCAUUUAUUAGCCACUCACAGCCUGAAAAUACUGAUGAAACAAUACAACUGAACAGUGGGAGACAGCAUCAAGAUUAUUCAGUCAAUGAAAGUAGAUCAAUAGCAUCAUGAUAUUGAAAAAAUGAUUUAAAUAAGGGGUGAUCUGAUAACUUACAAGCUAUUUAUUAGCCACUCACAGCCUGGAAAUACUGAUGAAACACAACUGAACAGUGGGAGACAGCAAGAAUAAGCUCUAUGUAUGCCAUGUGGGCUGCUGACACUUUGUCACUCAUGUCCUGUCACCCUGCACAGUGCAAUACACUUUUUUUUCUAAGAAGUAUUUUUUCCACCUCUCAAUUUAAAAAUGAUAAUUAAAAAAGAACAAA